AGCAGCAGCAGCAGCCUUUAAACCUGAACUUGUAUGGAUUUAUUUUAUUUAUGCGUGUAACAGCGUUUUCUGGACGUUUUCUGCAUAAAACCUCUCAGAGAUGUUUUGGUUCCAGCAAGGAUUGUGCUUUUUACCAGCGUUUCUGGUCGUCUGGUCAUCCAGCACUUUUAUUGUUUCCUACCUUAUUGCGCUUUUCAGAAAAGAUGUCGAUGUGAUCUUCCCCUACAUAAGUGAUACAGCUGCAAACCCCCCAGAGAGCUGCAUUUUUGGCUUGAUGACUAUCGUUUCUGCAUUUGCAGGAACAGCCACCAUCUAUGCCAGGUACAAGUAUGUUGAGAAGCUGACUGGGGAAACAAGAGUUAUUCGUCCAUGUCUGAAUAAAUUUGUUCUUGUGUUGGGGUUGUUGUCCUGUUUGGGCAUGUGCAUCGUGGCUACUUUCCAGGAAACAAUACUGCAAGCUGUUCAUGAUACCGGAGCGCUGCUGUUCUUCAUCACUGGUGUCUUAUACAUCAUCUUCCAGUCUUAUAUAUCUUAUCGUGCCUAUCCAUAUGGGUCCUCCCUGACUGUGUGUCGAUCUCGUUUGAGUAUCGCCGUCCUCGCGGCUGUGGCAAUUUUUCCCACUGUGAUCUGUGCGUUUUUUGUGACACAAAGCACGCUGCACAGAGACAAAUACGAUGAGGACUAUCCCUACCAUGUAGCCAGCGCCGUGUGUGAGUGGAUCGUUGCCUUCAGCUUUGUCUGCUUCUUCCUCACUUACAUCCACGAUUUCAAAACGUUUACCUUACGAGUGAAAACGGAUUAUGAAGAGUAGCCCGGAUCAAUCUGCAAAAAUCAUGGUAGAAAAAUCAUUAUCAUCGGUGAAAAAAAUGUGCCUCAAUGGUUUUGGGAAAUGUUUGCACUAUUAUACAUCAUCAACCGCACAGCUUUUCGUAGAUUAUGUGUUUCGAAUCACCUGAUUGAUUUUUUUUUUAGUACAAUAGGUACCUUUUAUGUUAUUUAUACAUUUUGUACAACAGGCUGUCUGUCAGGUGUGUCAUUAUAGAGAAAAAAAGACAACUGACCACAGCCUUUAUACUUUUUCAUCCUCAUUAUACUUUUUUUAAUAUACAGUUACAGAUGAUUUCAUAUCCACAUAUUGCUGUAUGUGUUCAAACGUCACUUUGCACUUUGCACCCGGUUGUUGCCACAGCAGCGUGACACAUGAGACCUGUGACCACUAUAAAGAGAAGUUCAUCACACAGUUAACACAUGAUCACUGUGCAAGUGGUUAAAUGAGAAAACCAAACUAAUGAUGCUUUUAUCUGUGGGGAUUUAGCAGUCUGAUCUGUUUUCUUAGAAACUGUAAACUGAGAUGUCACACUGAUACUGUGUGAAGGUGCUUAUUAAUUCUUAAAUGUUGGGAUUAUUGUUCAAAAGCUGCCAGUUUCUUACCAGAGUUUGUAUUAUUUUUGUAGCAUCUUACAAUUGUGCCCUCUUUGAAGCAUUAUGUGACAAAAUAUUAGGGAGAAAAAACAUCUUAAAUCUUGAAAUACUCCAAUCAAGAGUUCUGGUUCUGAAUCAGGGCACAGACUCUUGUUCUACAGUGCAGCUAUGAAUGUAAUCUUGCAUGUGUCUACAGCCUUUAGACGUCUCAUUCAACAGGUAUUUGGCCAAUUAGUAGAAUGACUCAAGCUGUCGGAGUUUGUUCAGUAAAACUGCCAAAUGUAAUAUUUGUCUUUAGUAAAAUAGAUAGGGCUUUUUUCACUUCUCACCCCUGGAAGUCCAAUUGAAAUCCCAUUUAAUCAUCCCUAUUUGGAGUCAGAAACAAUGUCAGCAUGUUUUUUAAAUGUAUUGUUAAUAUUUUCGUAUUAUUAUUAUAUGAAGAAAGGAAGUGUCUGAGGUUUGUUUGGUGACAUUAGCUGAUAUGCUUCGGGUGCUACACAGCAAAGAACUGUCUCCACAAACAUACAAAGAUUUCUAUAUAUCCACACAGACCUGAGAGUAUGUUUUAUAAAGUGUAUUUACAUGCAACUAACAAGUCAGUGCUGUGGCUACAAGUCAUUGACAGACUGCAUGCCAGUAACAAGGAAUGUUAGAUGAGCAAUGACCAAACUAGCAUUUAAAGGGUCUGAAGUGACAUUUUCAUGUGUGUUUACAGCUGUUUAAUGUUUAAUGUGUUAUUAGCUACCUAUCCUUCUAGCUGAUAUUAGAGGUAAACUUUUAUCUGUUUGUUUGGUGGCUCCAUCAUCAAGUUAAAGUGCAAGACAAGACGUGUGCUGAUGUUUGUAAGUGAGAUAAGAAAUAGACUUUAGCAGGAAAACUAUUAUGGGUUGUUGCUGGCUCAGUGUGACCGUCUGCUCUGCCUAUGAUAGAACUAUAUACGUUUAUGCUGUGAUUUGCUGUAUCAAGAUAAGGUUUUCAGCUCUGUAAGAAGAUGGUGGAAUGAUAUUUUAUCAAAAUUAUAUAAAAGGGACACAAUCAUGAAAUCGAGGAAUUUAAAAUAUAAUUUUAUCUUUUGGUUUCUGAUUUUUUUAAAAAGGAGAACAGAGGACAUGUGACUCACAGAGCAGACAUGCUGUAGUAGACAAAAAAAGGCAUUAUUACUUUCAGUUUGACUUAAAAACUAAUUAUUGCCUACUUCUGACCCCUCACCACAGGUUAUGGCUUUAGUAUGGAUGUGCAUUUUAAGAAGUCAAUCCAAGUAGUGACUUCUCCUUCUCAAAUUGUGUAAUACAAUGAAUUCUCAAAGAAGAAAAAACAAA
This is a messenger RNA of Scomber scombrus (Atlantic mackerel), 2741 nucleotides long. It is a transcript of the gene dram1, whose product is annotated as DNA-damage regulated autophagy modulator 1. Lineage: Eukaryota; Metazoa; Chordata; Actinopteri; Scombriformes; Scombridae. Gene Ontology annotation, biological process: regulation of autophagy. Gene Ontology annotation, cellular component: lysosome. Bases 101 to 811 code for a protein of 236 amino acids. The transcript is spliced from 7 exons. The record is from RefSeq and is a predicted model, not a curated record.